AACUGUUUUGUUGUUAUAUAAUUUUUGUUAGAUCAUCUACAAACAUUAGUGGUCGAAGUGGACAUUCUAAUUUUUCUUCAGACAAUCGCGGUAUAGAAGCCGGUAAGAAAUAUUUACAUUAUUUCAUACGGAGGUCGCGAUUCAUUUAUGGAUUUUUAGGCAAUAUUUUUUUGUUUUAAGGUCCAACCUAUGAAACGACUUCAGUAGCAUGGUUCCCCACUGAACCAACAACAUUAAUUGCUGGGCAAGGAGGCAAAUUUUUGAAAAUAUUUGAUGUUAGAGAUAAGCCUGGUACGUGUAUAACUGUACAAGUAAAAAGUACACUUCCAAUAGAAACUAUUUUAAUGAAAAAACAACUACUUUAAUGAAAAAAAAGGAAUUGUAUAUAGUAUACAAAUACAUAUUAAUUACUUUUUAUGUAGACACUUUUUGUCACCCCUUAAAUUUAUUUUAGUUUCUGGUCAAUAUCAACUUUAGCGAUUGUUUAAAUGAACCAAAAGGAAAACAAGGAACAACUAAUUCCAAAAGAUAAAAAACUAAUUUGUUAGUUUAAAACUCAUUAAUACUGUUUCCUGAUUAUAUCGUUUUAGAAGCCUAUUUUAAGCCAAAGUCGUAUACCAAUACUAAAGCUGUGUAUGGCGUUUGUGUUGAUCCAAAUUUUGAACAUCGAGUGGCUUCGUUUUUUGAGGUAUAUAUUGUAUAUUAUACUUUCCUAAUUAUUCGUCCUCUGUCUCUGUAUUUGAUAUUUCGUAUUCUCGUUGGAACUUUAAUCAAUUUUAUUAUGAACUGAGCGCACAUGUCGAGCGCAUAUCAUUUCUUAUGUUUCACGAAAUGCUUAACCUUAGGGCGACCAAGGAGCUGUUCUUGUUUGGGACGUUCGACAUUUUGAAAAACCUGUAUCCUUUUUUACAAUGGGUAUGCAUAUAGUUAUUAUACCGAAAAACAUACUGUUUUAAAACCAACCUAUAAUGAACGACUUACAUAGAGUGUAUGCCACAGGUGCAUGGAAAAUGUUUUUAUCGUUCUGGGAACCUGUGUUUAGAGCUCAAAAUUGUCUGCAAAAGAUUACGAUAAAAUAUUAUAUAGGGAGAUGUCUUUUCUACCUUAUAUAUAUAUGGAUUAUGUUCUUACGUUCUUAAAAAUGUGUUGUCGUAUGAAGCAAUAUGUCUUAAAGGUAAAUCCUGAAGUAGUCGUUAGUUAUUAAUGGUUACAGUUUUACAGGAUUAUUGGAUUAAAAACAAAUAUUAAUUUUCUACUGCAGGCCAUAUGCCAAUUUUCAUUCCGAACUGUUACGCUGUAAUUUAUAUAGGUAGCGUGUUAGUAGAUUAACCUGCAUGGUAUUCAAUCAUUUCAAUAAUCACGCGUAGUUAGUAAUUUAGAUAUUCAAUCAGUGUAAUUUUCAGAAUUCGCUAUCAAACAUACAUAAGAAAUGUCUGCAAAUUUCUGCAAAAAUAUAGAUCCCCCCAAAAAUUCUGGGAACUACUGUAGGUUCCGCGAAAAGCAAACGGUUUGUUACAACGAUGCGCUGUGAUUUGGUUCCAUGUCAGUUGAGUCAAUAUAGUAAUUUUGAGGAGUCCUGUUAGCACGGUAAAAUAUAAUAUGGAUUAAAAUAAUAUUUGAUGUAUAUUUUUCAAAUCUUUAUGAAAAUAUAUGCAGGAUUGUACAGUAAGCCAAAACGAAGGCUUUUCAAAUCUUCAAGGCAGGUUAAUUUAACUAUAUUAGCCUGCGUGGCAGGCCCUCAAUUUUAUGGGGGGCCUGAUUUGCAACGGGCAGGAUUCUGGCUGGCACGGGGGAGGAUUCCUCUCCCGUGCCCGCCAGAAUCCUGCAUGCCCGUUGCAAAUCAGGCCCCCCAUAAAACUGAGGGCCUGCCUCGCAGGCUAGUUAACUAUCAAUAUAUAUACAGUUAUAGCAAAUUAUGUUUGAUGUUCUUGACAAAAGGCAGUUACUUGCUCUUCCCGGUAAGCAUGUCAUUCAAAUAGAAUGGAAUCCGACAAGGUUAGUUACUGUAAAUUACGAUAAACGUUAUAGGGAAUGCUUAAUACUCGUUAAAGAGACCCGUCACUAGAGGUGUGCAUCGGAUCGGAUUGGACGUUUUCUAAUACGACAAUUGCCUAAUGUUUAAAAUCCGAUCCGAUCCGAAAUUGUCUAAUCCGAAUCCGAUCCUAUCCGAGUUUUGAAAAAUCCGAUCCGAAGAAUUCUUUAAUAAAAUAAAUUUCUCAUUCAAGUUGAAGUAUUUAACCAAAUAAAUAUAAAAGCAAGAAAUACAUGUCAAGAUGCUGACAAAGUGACGUCCAAUUGAAGUAUCAAACGAAUAAUGCAGCGACAGCCACGAUGAUGCUUUGAUAAAUGCAUGGAUAAUGAAUUCUUGCGAUAAUGCGUGGAUAAUUAAUUCAUUUUAUUUCGGAUAUCGAAGUCCGAUCCGACUACGAAACAACUUUAUCAAUCCGAUCCGAAAUGAAUAUUUUGGUUCCGAAAUCCGAACGAAUCCGAUCGGAUCGGAUUUUCACACCUCUACCCGUCACAUUUCUAAACAUCACGCCCAUUGCAUGCAUGGAUUUUUUUUAUUCGAAAGAAAUUUCAGUUUUAUUUUGUUUGUUUAAUUCUUGUAAUUGUAAAGCCUCUUUGGUGAAUAUCUAUAUGAUUGCAUAUUUUUCAGAUCUGGAUUGUUGGCCUCCUUACGGAAAGACGAAAAAGUUGUUCACCUUCAUGAUAUACAGUAUGGUUCACCCGGUGAGUAUAUACUCGUCCAAACAUUUACGUUUUCCCUGCAGCUUCUCUUGCAUAGUUUUCUUAACACUAAUUAUCAUUUAAAUAAUUUUCUUUCACGUUACGAACUGUGUCCGAUGUAAAUCGUAUUGAAUUGUUUAUAUCUAACUUUUCUAACUUUUUCCUUUCACAUUUGUAAGACCUGCCAGGAAUACAUAAAUUUAGCAUGUAUAGUUUGAUCCAUUUGCAUGUUUUGUUUGAUCCAUUUGUUCCUGUGGAAAACACUAUCAUUUUUUAGAUUGAAAAGUUUUCAACCGAAUGCCCCCAUCUUCAUCAGUGCAAAUUUCGUAUUGUUUUAUAUGAUGUCAUAAAUAAUUGUGCAUGCUGCCAAAUGCUGCCUGUUUCCCACAAAAUGAAAUGAAUUUUAUGUAAUUGGUUAUUCGCUGACACUACAGAUGGUUUCAUCAUGCUUUUAAUGGAUUUUGUAGAUGGAAAUUUCCAGCAUUCAAAAGAUAAUAUACAAUUUUAGACCUAAUAAUAUACAUGAAAACAUUUCUCAAUUCAGAUUGCCUAAGAGCAUGGUGCAAUUUUUUCGAAAUACAGUACCAAAAAAUGAAAUACAGUGCAAAUUUCAUUGACUAUAAGAUACAGCCAUUUCUAGCAGAAAAUAAUACAAAAAACCCCAAACAUUUACAAGUGACAAAAUUGGCUGGCGUUUUUAGUAGAUUUUCUAUUAAAAUUACUUAUAUUAAAAUGAGCUAUUUCGCAUGUGACCUACGCACGCGCAUAUGACUGCAUAAUUUUUCAUGUAUAUUGAUUAAUAAUAUGGUUUCUCGUGCAAUUUGGGAAACAUACACUCGUUUCAAAGACUUCAAUCACUUUGAUCGUCUUUGAAAAACUCACUCGUGCAUGUUUUUACCAAAUUAGCCAUUCCGAAGUUGAUGAGUGGACUGGGUACGAGUGUUAAAAAGUGCCCAAAUUAAGAAAUGAACCAAAUCACUAAAACGACCACCUCAAAAUUAGUAAGUAUACAAAGUUUGAAGACGUUUUCAUGAAUACCCUUCGAAUAAUAAGCUUUCGAAAAUUGUGAAAUUGCUGAUUAAAGAUUGUUUUUGGGACGCGCGUCCCAUAAACACAAAUUACAGUACAUUUCAUAGUAAAUAUCACGAUUUUCGAAAGCUUGUUAUUCGAAGGGUAUUCAUGUAAACAUCUUCAAACUUUGUAUACUUACUAAUUUUGGGGUGCUCUUUUUAGUGAUUUGGUUCAUUUCUUAAUUUGGGCACUUUUUAACACUCGUCUCCAUUUCAUCAACUUCGGAAUGGCUAAUUGCACCCGAAACCAUACUAUUACCUAUAUACUAACCACGAGCAGUUGCGAAAAUGCAACUUAUAGUAACUAUAUAGGCCCCGCGCACCUAAAUCAUUACUGGAUUUAAUUUAAGAAUAACAUAGAGCAAUAAAUAAGCUAGAUAUUUUAUAAACAUUCAGGUGUUGCAGUCACGGAGGAAUAUUAUACAUCACGACCCGAUUUUGGGUGACAACAAUAAUAUAGACAGCAGAAAAAACCUCUGCCUGAAUCCGCCAGGAAAUUGCCUUUUCCAAUUCGUAAUCAGGCGAUAAACAUGUAUAGCUCUAUAGGAAGAAACCUGCGAUACUUUGGUGAGAGUCUGUGAUAUGUGGUGGAAGUCAAACAAUUACGUAGAAUUAUGCGUUGUGACGUCACUUACAAAAGCUGAAUAGCCAAUAUGCGACGCUAUAGUAUACAUAGGCAUCAUAGCGCGGUAGCUCUAUGUAUAUCCCAGUCUAUAGUAUAAUUAUAGUGUAACAUAUUACAUACAGUAUAUGUAUUUUCAGUUGAAAUCUUUAAGAAAAGUUAAGUUAUUUAUCACUUGAUGAUUUCAGCUUAUGGAAAUGCAAGUCAUGAAGCUGAACCUACAUCCUUCGAAAGACAUACUGGAGGUAAAUAAGGACCCUCUGCAUAAAAUCAAAUUAAUUCAAUUCAUUACUAAUUGUGCACACGUAGACGCUAGGAAUUUAAUCUUAAAAAUAUAAAUUAAUAUUUAUGUUAUUGUUUUAGCACUAUUUUCAAAAUAUUCGCAAAACAUUAUUUACAAAAUAUUAUUUUGCAAUAUAAUUUUCUUGAAGUUGGAUUAUUAGUAUUUUUCGUAUUUUAACGGACCUUAUUCAAUUUCAAUCAUUAAGAAUUCAUCGACAUAUUGCACAUAUUGCCGUAGGUGCAUGAUAAUUGGAUUGCUUUGUUGUGUAAAAAACAACUUGGUAUUGCAGAAUUGCGUAAAUUGCUAUAAAAAUUGAACAAAAUGCGAAGACCAUGCAUGACUUUCUCGGCUUUCGUCAAAAUAUUUCGCAUAAUAUGUUUCGACCAUUUUUGUUGAAUUAAACAACAUUCAGAGAAAUACAAUGUACAGUAUUGUUUCAAUUUUUUAGCAUUAGACCAUAAUAUUUCUGGAUUGAGUUGGCAUCCUUCUCAUGAGAAUAGGAUGCUUACCAUAUCUCCUAAAGGUAUUUAAUUAUUGUAGAUUUCUUUAAAUGAUAUUCUUAGUUAUGCUAUAAGCUUUUAACUGUCUUAUAUUGUUGAAAAUACUGUAAUUUCCCGUUGAUAUAUAUAGGUGGCAUUCAGGAUUUAACGAUAUUUGAGAGAAUUUGUUUGGUAUGUACAUGGGUUCUUUGCGUGAUAUACCUCUGAAAUACAUUUUUGGUGUCAUGCUGUGGUGCCAAUUCUCUAAUUAUAAAUGUGUUAUAUAAAUUAGAGAAUUACCCACUGCAGCCUUAAUUUUGUAUUCUGUUCUCAUUUACUGUACUUUGUUAUUUAUUAGCGGCAAUAAAAUUUAAAUUUCGUAUAACUUUCAUGUGUUAGCAUGCAAGCAUGCAGUGAAUGCAACGGAAAAUCCAUACUCAAAAACGAAGAAAACUAAAUUUUAUCGCCAUAUUUGCUCAUGACUUGGUAACCGUCUCAGUUAAGGCGGAUUUCCAUUCGUUGCAAAAGGUCGCGCGAUCGCUUUCUUUUGUCUCAUGAGCUCUCGACUAGAACGGUUCAAGUCGAGUGCUCAGGAGUCGACAAAGAAAGCGAUCCCCAAACUUCGAUUGCACGCUACUGUAGCUUGCAGUGAAUGGAAAUCCGCCUUAAAAGAGGACAAUAUACAGAAAAUGAGAACAGACUACACAAGCGGAAGUGGAGAGGGUAUGCAUGUGUCAAAAAUAUGGUAAGUGCACCUAAGCGAACGUUUCGUAUUGUGGUUGUCGUAGCAUCACACUAGUUAACAGGUCUCACUCUCCUAUCUCUCUAUACCUUUUGUUAUUUGCACUUAUUAUUUACGUUCUUAUAGGUGCCCUGGUGACUACAAACUAUUGUACUAAACAAAACUUUCGUUCCAAAGUGUCUACAGGAGAACUUGUUAAAAUAUGACGGGGAGAGAGCUGGUAACUAGUGUGCUUCUACAACAACCAUAGAUAUGGCAACCACAUAAACAUUCCAAAAUGUUUGCUGCAGAGGUGCACGUUCCAACUGCACCAAAUUUCUUUUAAUUUCGUUGAAUCACUUCAGAGAGUUCCAACCAGUGACGUCAUAACACAAAAUACAUCAUGUUUGAUAACUUGGGUUGAAAUAAUGAUGCAUUCUACUAUAAUUUUCGCUUCUGCAUUACUUGCACUUUAGGCACAAGUGACCCCUUGUUCCUCUCUACUGCAUGUAAUAACCAUGCAGUAGCAUUAACAUGAUAAUAACGUUUCGGUGUAUUAAUUGUUGUCCAUAAUUAACAGAAGUAGACAUUUUCAUUUAUUUAUUAAUUUGUUUUCUUGUUCUCUCUCUGUGAUUUAGAGCUGGUCUCCAAAGUUCUCUUUGGCAUGGGGUUGUGGUCGUCGGCUUAUCCAAUGUAGUGGAAAGGUAAGGGCUUUAAUAGUUUUUCAAUGUUGGCGGAGACGCGAUAGCUGUAUAGUGGAAUAAUGUUUUUAUUGACGUUUCGUCAACCAGAGAAAAAGGGACCGAAAUCACGGGGUUCCGACAUUAACGAGGUGCCGUAAGGGUUGGGAUAACUCUAUUACUGUAAAUAUAUACCAGAGUGGUUAUAACCUGUUUGUAAAUUCAAAAGAGUCAAAACGACUCCGACUCCAAAGGAGUCGUUUCGACUACUGCAUCAAUAUUGAAUUUACAGUGAUAAAUCUGCAUGUUUUUUAAUUGUAUAGUCUGAAAUAGACGAAGAUAUAUCAGUGAAAAUGUACAAAAGGGCUUGUAAUUCAUACGGUAUAGAAUGGUCAAACACUAAAACUGUCGAGGAUCAACGACUUGCAAAGUUAUGGGCGUGGUUUAGCCGUAUCCUUUAUCAAAUGUAUAAGCUUGUUCUAACUCAGCUAUAGAAGUAGACGUGUAAUAAGAUUUAUGGUUAUUCCUUUAAACAGUAUUCUUUAAAUAUGUGGUUUUUGAUAAUAAUGUGGUUUUUGAGCACGUUCUUGCUAUAUUCCCUGAUGAGUACAAGUUAAAGUAUGGGUGAUUUGUUCUGCUUAUCUGAAAGUCCUCUAGUCGUUUUUAAUAUGUUGUAUUAGUGCAUGUCAAAUGUUCCAGUUACUGAUCCAUUUUAUAAAUGGCAAGGUAACUGUAAUUAUAUAUUUUUAAAUGCUUUGGUUGGAUCCUUAAUAGAGUCUUAGGUGUGAGCCAAAUACAGAAAAUAAUAGGUAUAAGGUACCUCUGUUGUUGAUAUAUUUGUAAAUGGACUUUUUCUUACUAUGCAUGGAUAUUUUCAAGAAUGUAACUUUCCGGGAAUUGCAAAUUUUAACUGCAUCGUACGAUUACGUUACUUAAUUUUCUUUUGUUAUAUUCUAGAUAAUAAAUUUAAGAUGAUCAAAUAUCCUGGUGUAAAGUCAGUAAUAUGUGGUGAAGCCAGUCAACAAAGCAAGUUAAUAACUACAUGCUAAUUUGCCUUGUGCUAUUAUAGUGUAAUAUAUCCAUCACAUUUAUUUCAAAUCUAUUCUAUGAUUUUUACUAUGUAUUUUAUUGUGUUUUUAUGUCAGGUGUUUGUCCCAGAUCAAAUGAGUUUCGAGAUCCUAGGUUGCUGGCAAUUGUGUACUACAGUGAUGAAAGGUUUGUUUCCACAAAUACCUAAUAUCUCGUCAGUUUUACAGUAAAGGGUUUUUUAUAUCUACUGUAUAGUAUGGAUCUUUACGUUUAUUUUACGUUUAUUUAACUUCGCCAUUAUCAUGCAUUCAUGGCAGGGUCACCACAACAGUAUGGUACCAAUUACUGUGGGCCCUUUAAAUAGAUAAUAAAACACAAAUAAAACACAACGAAAGCUUCGAUUUACCUGUUCAAAGUCAUCGAUCACACGAAUUGAAACUUGAAGCUAAGGAAACAAAUUCCUCGAAGUUUUCGUUGUAUUGUAUUUCACAAACAUACUUAAUUAGCUGCUUGCAAAUUUUAUAAAACAUAUAACAAUUCAUAGAAUAUAAAAUAGCUAUUGAAACAUAAUAAACAAGGCUAGGAAUACCUGACAACUUCGAAAAAUAGAUCAAAACAGUAAAGAACCUGGACGUGCACAAAUUGACUUAACAUCUAACAGAUACAGUAUACUAAGUGUGUGUAUAAGUUCGAAGAGGCAUUUUUCAAUCCACCAAAUGGUCUGAAGAAAUAUGUCUGAAGAAAUAUUGUUAUUAUUGCAUUAAUUGCAAUGAUAUAAGCGAGAGAAUGAGCGACAUGCAGUCAAUUAGGAGAGGAAACAACCGUUAAGUCUUUUAUAUAAUGUACUUUAAUUUAAUUUGUAAUAUACUGAUGUUAAUGAUUAUUGUAUUCACAUGUUUUUUAAAGGCAACUUGCUCUUCAACUGUGUAAUUGGAAUUUUGAUUUGGACAAUGGCGCAAAUUUGAAAAUGUUUCUAAAUGAGUAAGUUCUUUACCUUCUUCAAGUGUCUUCUGAGGUAUUGUUUUGUUUAAAAUUACGUGUUUUAAAAUAACCAUUUAUGGUAAUUUAUUCUGGACUGUUCUUUUAUAUAUUCCAGGCAUGCUACACUCUCAUUAAUAAUUCACGAACUUAUACAUAAUAUAAUUUUGCACCACGUAGUUUUCUUGAUGCCGUUGUAAUAAGGAAAUUUAAUUUUCUCAACCUUACUGUUGACGUACGUGGGUAUACCGUAAUGAGGAAUAAUAUAUUACAGUGCGGAUCCAUGAAGAAUGGUCGGGGAGGUGCCUUCUGCCUCCGCAACAGCCACUGCAUGCAUGUCCAUAAAUAAUAAAAAUCUGGGUGUGCAAAUGGUGGGAAAGCUUAUUCUGUACUUAGUUGAUGUACAGUUAGCCUGAAAACAGACCUUCGUUUCGCCCGCCCUAAAAUUCGCGGGUCGACGGAAAGGGCGAAACAUAGGUCUGAUGUAGCCUCCUCCGCAGGCAACUCUGUGGGGGCCUAUAAUAGGUAAAAACUUACCAAAAGUACUCUUUAUUAACUUCAUAUUCAAUAAAUUUGCAUUGCAAACCACUUGAAAACAAGAAGAAAUUUUGAUAUUUCGUAUAUUAAGUUCAUAUACGAGUUAUUUUGACCGCGCACAACAAAAAAUUGUCCUGGAGACGAGGAUAAGGGAAAAACAGGGGGGGGGGGAGAAGGACGAAAGCUGUCCCUAAUCCUCCCCCAUCGUCACCUGAUACCCCCUUCUAAUACCCCGUUUUCCCCUCAUUCUCGUCUCCAGGACACUUUUUUUGUUGAGCGCGGUCAAAGUAAUUCAUAUAACCAGUAUACGAGUUUGCAAUGCAAAUUUAUUGAAUAUGAAGUUAAUAAAGAGUACUUUUGGUAAGUUUUUACCUAUUAUAGGCCCCCACAGAGUUGCCUGCGGAGGAGGCUAGGUCUGAUGAAAAUGUUGUCAAAAUCGCCUUCCGCCCACUUUGCAUUUUGCAAUAAUUAACGAUGAUGAUUGACACAUUUACAUGUAAACCUAAAAAUACAAUGAAAGUUGUCGAUUCACUUUAUUGAAAGUUUGUAAACAAAGUAAGAGUCGAUAAGUACAGAUGUUUGAAUAAAUAUUAAAAAUAUUGGUAACCCCAUGCAGUAUGUUGCUUUUAUGUACUCUUAACCCUUGUAAGCAAACAGUUACAGCUAGUAAUAAUACAACAUUUUCAACACAUUCUAUAAAUGCAAUAAAAUCUGCCUGCGCAAAUUUGGCAAUGGCCAUGUCCCAUUGUUGAAUUGCAUCCAAACUCUUACAAUUUAUACAUUUUGAAACCGCCAUACAAUGGUAAAAUCUAAAUAAAAUAUUUUGUACGUGCUAUAUGUUAUCGAAAUGUAAAUCAUAAACACACUAUUGCGCUGAUACAUAUUUGUAUCAUUGUAUCAGUUUUAUUAUCAUUAUCACAAAACGUAGAUAGUGUAAAAAAUAUUGUAUUGUAUAUUACAUCGAAAAGACACAACGCUGAAAUAUUUGACACGUACUGCUCUACUCCCUUCUAGUUUUAGUUUUAGACGGUAGAUACUGUUAGACUAUAGUUGUCGCUUGGCUUCACAAAAUAUUUAGAAUAUUACACUAUAUGCAUAUGAUAUGUGUUGAUAAUACCGUUGAAAUAUAUUCUGAUCUUUUAAUGUUAGCGACCAACCAAUCACAACCCAUUUCCCUGUGAAUUAGCCAAUCAGCUAUUCCGACCACCAGGCGGUCGGAUUCCACAGCGUUUUGACAUGAUUUUCCUCAGACCUUCGUUUUACGUUUCGCUAGCUCACCCCUAAGCAUCCCACCCGCAAAAUUUAGGGCGAGAAAAACGAAGGUCUGUGUUCAGGCUAAUGUACAGUAGUGUCGUUACACCGAGCUUCUGAACCUAACCCAGACCAUAACCAUAUCCCUAAUAUGAACUGAGUACAGAAUAGUUUUUCCCCGAAGGCACUCCAAGAGUUUACUUCGCCUAAAAAGUCACUAGACUACUUUGCUAUUCUGAAAAUAUCAGAAAUUAAGGACUGGACUUGUUUGUAUAUUUUUAAAUUUCAGAUUGAAAUCGAAAGGAAUGUAUGAGCGGGCUGCUACAUUAGCGGUUUUUAACAAUGAUAUACCAACUGCGAUUAACAUAUUGAGUGAAGGUUCAACUGCAAGAGUAGAUGGCAACUCACAGCAAGGUACAUUAUUGUUGAAAAUUGUAUACAUUACAAAGAACAGUAAAUAAACGCUUCCUGAAAUAUUUUCAGUUCACAUGGCAGAUAGAAGAAUCCUAGAUUUAGACUUUCCAAAGUCCGCGGUUCGUGGUUCCUGGAAGCGACGGACUUUUGUCACCCGCAAGCGCGCCAAAUUCACCGGUGCAUUUUUGCUCCGGUGACGUCAGUGAAUGCUCAUUAUUAUUAUGAACAAAACAAUAAUGAACUAGUGAAAUCGACAUGGUGAACGCCCACUAUGUCAUAAUUGAUUUUCGCGCCAAAUUUUUCAGUAAGAUUCAAAAUCAGGCAAGUGACACAAGUCACUCGCUUCCGUCUUUCUCAAGCGCUCCCUUCUUGCUACGGGCGGUCCCUAGCGAGCGACUUGGGCAAGUCUAUCCUAGAUUAUGCGCCAGAAAAUAUGCUCCGCGUGCACAAAAAAUUCUGCCUCCCUAAUAUUUUCUGAAAAAUCCUGCCCCCCGUCCUUGAAAAUCUUUCCGGCUUCCAAAAUGAUAGUCUUCUAUAGCAGACUGAUCUCAGCCGAUCCCCUGGAGCGGCAGGGAAACAGUCCGCGAUCGAUCAACACUAAUGCCCUACAGUUACGUAAGCAGUAUUUUGCAUAAUUAAUUUAAAAUUAUUCAUGGUCAGACUGAUGCAAAGACCAAGCUGUUUCACGAGACUUGCCAAAACUAGUUUGCAUGUUAAUUGUUUUAAUGUAUCGACAGAAAAAAGGGACUUAACAUCUUCGACUGCUCUCUUAAAGUUUUGUAAAUCCGUCAUUUUAACAAUGUAAUUUAUGCAAUUUUCGGCGAGAUCACAAAGGAAAAUUUCAACCAAGCCGCUACAGGGUUGGCUGAGAUCAGUUAUACAGGGUGUAUAAAAAAAAACUGCACAGAUUUGAAAUUGCUCUUAAAUUCGCAAAACAGCUAUUAGUAUCCAGUUUUUGAAAAUGUAUAUAGCUUCUUUGGGUACUUAUAAUGUAGAAAAAUGGAAAAAAUUUCUCGGACUCAAAUUUUGUAAACCAGGGGGGGGGGGUGUGUCUUUUCCAACAAACUAAAAAUGGCUUGCGCACGAAAUUUAAAAGCUUUAAUCAUAUUUUAAGUUAACAGAUGGAAAUUUUGUUGAGUGUUUAAUUACUGUACAAAAUUUCAGACAAUUUGCUUCAGUUUACGCCCUUUAACCAUUCACGCAAACUUACAUUUUUUCUUAAAAAAUCAAAUGCAAAUGGUUGCAUGCUAAUUAAUGCCUUUGCCUAAUUUGCAUAUGUCAGCAAUAUGCAAAUUAGGUAAAGGCAUCAAUUAAGCAUGCGAAAGGCUAAUUUUUUAGAGAAAAAUGAAUAGUUAAAGGCUUAAACUAAAGCAAAUUGUCUGAAAUUUUGUACAGUAAUUAAAAACAAAUGUUCCAUCUAUCAACUCAAAAUAUGAUUAAAGGCCCUGUUACACGGUGCAAUUUUUCAUGCAACUUGUCUCGCAAUGGCGUUGCGAGACAAGUUGCACGAGUCAUUGCACCGUUUAACAUGCCUUGCAAUGGUCAAAAUCGUUGCGAGACAAGUUGCAUGAAGCAUUGCAGAGAGUAGAAGUCGGUUUUACUUUUGGCAACGAUUGCACUAAUUAUUUUUAGCAUUGCAGCGUGUAACAUGGCUUCGUGCAACUUGUCUCGCAAUGUUUAUAGCCUGUAGAGUUCCUAUUGGCUCACCCCAUUACGCGCUUUACUUUAAUUAAAAUUUGGCGCCAAAUAGCGCCUCUCCCUAGUCUCUUCGCAUGCCUCUGUCCCCUAUCGUUGCGAGUUGCAUGAAAAUCAUUGCAGCGUGUAACACCUCUUGCAAUGCAUUAUCAAAAUCUUUUUUUAAACAUUGCGAGACAAGUUGCAUGAAAAAUUGCACCGUGUAACAGGGCCUUAAAGCUUUUAAAUUUCGUGCGCAAGUCAUUUUUAGUUUGUUGGAAAAGACACGCCUCCCUGGUUUACAAAAUUUGAGUUCGAGAAAUUUUUUCCAUUUUUCUACAUUAUAAGUACCCAAAGAAGCUAUAUACAUAAAAAACUAGAUACUAAUAGCUGUUUUGCGAAUUUAAGAGCAAUUUCAAAUCUGUGCAGUUUUUUUUUUAUACACCCUGUAUAUCAAUAUCAAUUAUAUAUUAUUCAACUCACUCCCCAUUUGGGCGUUUCCCUUUGGGAGGAAAUUGGAGCGCCCGGAGAAAUCCCACGACUUUCGGCAGAGGGUGACAAAAUCUUUUCACAUAGAUCCGUCUAGCCACCAAAGCCCCAUUGGUAUGUAUCUUUAUUAUGCACCGACACUACAGAUUUCAAGAACGAUCAACUAUAUGAAGGUUUCUUACCCACGUAGUUCGGAAUAGACGACUGAUUUGUUAAAUGUGUUUUGCAAUUACAGUAGUUGAACUAUGGUUUUGUACAAUCUUAGAUCCAUUUCUUGGCAUGGUAGCCAUGGCUUUAUCUGGCUAUACAGAAGAAAGGACAUCGCUUUGGAGAGAUCAUUGUUUACAAUUGUGCAAACAGGUACGUUAUUUUAUUUUAUUUACGCCCGUGCAUAUCUAUACAUUACAAUUAUAAGCACCCAAAAUGACACUACGAGAAUAGCAACCGAUUGUAUUGUAAAAAUACAUCAAUUUUGGCUUGCAUUUGCACAUUACAUUGCGACAAAUGAAUCUCGUUUCCUUUAUUAAAUCUUGAACCAACGUGGUUGCCUAUGUCUUUUGCUUCUAUAAAUGUAUGUAUGCACAGGGUGUAUAAAAAAAACGCAACCUCGGAAUUUCCUAAGAAAUCACUUUGCAAUUCUUAAGCAUAAAAGAUUUUAGGCACCUGGGAAUUGCUAUUAGAUCAUAUUACUGUUGUUGUGCAUUAAAUAAAUGCAUAAAUUUUGCUUUAUGCACUCGCGUCUGCAGUAAUUUUGACAGUUGUGCUAUUUUAAAUUCCCAGGCCCCUAAAAUCUUUUGUCUUUAAAACAAUGUCAAUUUCUUGGGAAAUUCCGAGGUUGCGUUUUUUUUAUACACCCUGUACAUAUAUUAUAAUUUGAUUGCAGUCUAGUAAAAAAAAUCCCUCUUUGAAUAAUAGUGGUCUGGAGAGGAAGCGGAAUGGACUGCUUCGUUUCAUUGUUCUUUUUUUUCCUCGCAAAUCGCAAUGUUCCGUAAUAUGCUCUCCAGUCACAUAUUGUUCUUAAUAAUUUUUUGCAAGCUGCAAAAGACCUAAAAAUCAGACCGAAGUGAAUUGAUUCGUCUUUAUAUUUGUCCCGACUGCUAAAGCUCAGAUAAAUUCUCUGUUUUAUACAUGUUGCAUGAUUACAAUAAGCAAAUUUUAAGAGAAGAUUCUCAAGUUUGCAUGUUGCUCAUUCAUAUUUUAUAUUGUGCACUUGAUAAUAUUCAACAUAAUUAAUACAAAUGUUAAAUAUAGUUUGUGUAUCCAACUUCAACACAUACUCCCACGUUCUUCAUCAUAUCAUCUGCUGCUCGUGUAUUUGGUCACAGCUUUAGUGCCUUCGCUUACAGCAUGCUUAGCCAAUUCACCUGGCAAAAGAAGUCUGACUGCCGUCUGUAUUUCUCGAGAAGAGAUCGUAGACUUCUGAUUAUAGUGAGCCAAACGUGUCGCCUCUGAAGCAAUUCGCUCAAAUAUAUCAUUAACAAAGGAAUUCAUGAUAUUCAUUGCUUUACUUGAGACACCAGUGUCCGGGUGAACUUGCUUGAGAACUUUGUAGAUGUAUACAGCGUAACUUUCCUUUCGUUUUGCUUUUCUCUUCUUUCCUUUCCCAUCAACAAGAGGUUUUAUAACUUGUGCUGGUUUCUCUGUCUUCUUGCUCCCCGCAGUUUUGGGAGGCAUUUUAGUGUAUGGUACUUCUAUCCCACUGUUUUGCUGAAGUUUUUUUCUUGUGUGUGAAAGCAAUUUGGUUCUGCUUCGCUUUAUAUCGCAGACAAUCGGAUCAGUGAAACAAUGGCGUAUUGAUAUCAUAGUCUUUCAUUGGCUGAAAACUAAAAACG
Molecule: messenger RNA, 14786 nt
Organism: Paramuricea clavata
Lineage: Eukaryota; Metazoa; Cnidaria; Anthozoa; Malacalcyonacea; Plexauridae
Source: the annotation of a GenBank genome assembly